UCGAUUCCCGUGUUGGUGUAUUCGAUUGCUGUGUUUGUGAUGGCGGCUUACAGAGGUGGUGGUGGUUGUGGUGGAGGUGGUUGUGGUGGUGGAGGUGGUGGUGGUGAUAGCAGGCGGGAGCUGGCCGAGCUGGUGAAACGGAAGCAUGAAAUUUCGGAGACUUUGGCCAACUUGGAGCGGCAGAUCUACGCGUUUGAGGGGAGCUACCUGGAGGACACUCACCUCUACGGCAACAUCAUCCGUGGCUGGGAUCGAUAUCUCUCGAGCCACAAUUACCCCAGGAGCACGCACAGCAAGAGCGAUCGCCGCAACAGGAAGUUCAAGGAGGCUGAGCGACUCUUCAGCAAAUCCUCCAUCACCUCCAUGGCGGCCAUCAGUGCGCUGGCCGGAGGAGGAAAUGACGUCAACACAAACUCCAAGGGGGAGGGGCUGGGGCCCGAGCAAGGGGCGGAGUCUCCCCUUGACCUCUCGUCCAAUCAGGGCGAGGCUGAGCGCGGUCGCCGUGGCAACGCCGGAGAGGGGGAGGGACCGACGUCAGAGCUCCCGUCACUAGGUGACGUGAAACCCCCCAAGGGCACGGCACUCCCAGCAUGCACUGGGGCGCUAGCGGGGGAGGCUCCGCCUUCAGGCCACGGCACUCACAAGAAACGCAAAGUCAAGCUGAGACACAGCCCCUCCACUCUCUACGACGUUGACUACGAGGUCGACGCAAAGUCCCACAAGAAGCCGAAAAUGGAAUAUUGAGAGAGUCCAGAGGCUCUCCUCCUCGUCCAAUCGGCAGCCUCCUCUGGGGUCACGAGGUGGUGGGGGUGGGGCGGAGCCGUCUCGACCAAUAAGAAGGCACUUCCUGGUUGAAGUGUAGUGUAUAGUGUAGUGUA
Molecule: messenger RNA, 878 nt
Organism: Petromyzon marinus (sea lamprey)
Lineage: Eukaryota; Metazoa; Chordata; Hyperoartia; Petromyzontiformes; Petromyzontidae
Source: RefSeq, a predicted model, not a curated record